AUGUCAAAGAGAGGAAGCGGCGGAACUGAAGCCGAUUUGCUGGAACAAUUCAAACCAUUGCUGAAGGCAGAUCUUGCGAUACAUGUGAAAAAGAUCGAAGAAAUCAAACAAUGGCUCACAGCUGCCCGAGAGAUGAAACCAGCGACGCAGAUGUUGCUAAUAACGGGUCCAUCGGGCAGCGGAAAAAGUAUUACGCUUAAAACACUUGCACAAGAGAUGAAGUACGGCAUCUCUGAAUGGACGUCACCCGUCGAUGUUGAUCUUUUCUUCGACGAUAACUACGAUUUUGAAGUUGGCGAAGAAAAGAAAAGACGCCAUACGCAAAAAACACUGUUCGAUGAUUUUCUUUACAAAACGUCUCGCUACUGCUCCUUGUUCAGUACGGCGAACGACAAGUUGCUGCUGGUAAAAGACUUUCCUAAUUCCAUGCUCACAACGCCGACAGAGUUCCAUGAUUCGUUGGAAAGAUUUCGGGACAAUAGCGUUACGCCAAUUGUAUUUAUUGCAACCGAUAGCACGAGCAAAUCGUUGGACAUCGCCUACAAGCUGUUCCCGUCGGCUAUUAUGGAUAGUUUUCAAAUCCAUUUAAUCAAGUUUAAUGCGGUAUCAACAACGCUGAUGAAGAAAGCCAUAAAGCGAAUCUCUAGCAUUAUCAAGGAAGACAAGCAAAUCUCUCAGUUGUAUCAGAUCGUUCCUUCGAAAGCAAUCGAAGAUGACAUAAUAACUUCUUCCCAAGGAGAUCUCAGAAAUUGUUGCUUAAACUAUUUAUUUUCUUGCAUGAAAUGUUCAAUUGGACCAUUACCAAAGCGUCCAUGUCUCGAUAGUAGCAUCAGCAAGGGUGGAAAGAAGGCCACAUCGAAAUCAGCUAAUGCUAAAGUGGGCUUGGGUUUAAAUGAAAAUUUAACUUUUUUGCAUUGGCUUGGACGAAUUUUCUAUCCGAAGUAUGUACAACAUGCGGAAGAGGUCAGAUUUCUGCAUUCUCCGGAAAGCAUUACGGAUAACUUUAUGACUCAACCGUCGACUGUGGUAUCGAUGCUUCAUUCGAAUUACAUAACCAGAUGCUCGAAUAUACAAAAUGUAUCCCGCGCGGCUGAAGCCCUUGCUCUGGUUGAUAUAAUCAUGAAGACAUACUGGCAUGACCAGCUGGCAUUGUGUGGUUUAAAUACAGCUGUGCGUAGCAUGAUGAGCUGCAAUGAACCUCAAACCCCACACAUUUGGCAGCAGAUCAAAAGGAAAAUCAAAGUCCAGUCGCACGACAAAAUCCAGGCAAAAGUGGAGGAAUGCGUAAGGAAUCAAAUAAUUACUCGGCAUGUUCCAACGAGGGUUUUUGCCACUGAGUACAGCGGGUACGUGUCAAUUAUUCAAAAAGAUAAACUUAAUAGAUGUCAAUAUUAA
Messenger RNA from Anopheles nili, 1395 nucleotides. RefSeq names its product cell cycle checkpoint protein RAD17 (gene Rad17). The transcript has 4 exons. The record is from RefSeq and is a predicted model, not a curated record. Gene Ontology annotation, biological process: DNA repair; mitotic DNA replication checkpoint signaling; DNA damage checkpoint signaling. Lineage: Eukaryota; Metazoa; Arthropoda; Insecta; Diptera; Culicidae. The coding region runs from base 1 to 1395 and encodes 464 amino acids. Gene Ontology annotation, molecular function: chromatin binding.